UACUUUCGCAAGAAAACAACAUAUCAACAAUACGCGUACUAGUCAAUCGGUCACAAUCGAGAAUGCAGCGCUUCAUCAUCACACUGGCGCUAGUGUGCGGUAGCUUUUGCUCUAGUUGGGCUCUACCACCUGCCAAUGCACCUGCUGUAUCCGCACCUGCACAACCGCCCACACUAACGCAGGACAUCGAGGAGCUGCAUCGCCUAAUACCCUCCAAGCCGCUUAACAAGUUGGUCAUACGUUAUCUACUCAACGAUGCAGAAUUUCAAGCCGUCAUCCGCAUUAUUAACUCACACGAUGCCUUCAUGGUACGCAUGCGCCUCUACGCUCAGCCGGAAAUCAUACAAUUCCAAUCGUGGGUGCGCUCUCAACUAUUGUUGUCGGGAGGUGGUUCAUUCGAAUUCGAGGAGUCCGAGGAAAUUUUGAGCCUUUUCAAUCCUACACCCUAUUGGUCCGUUUAUGGAUGGCAAGGAUUUUUCAACGAAUUCCUCGCAUACUUCCCACAGGAGAUGCUGCGCGCCCAAAUCAAUGCUAAGGUUAUUCAAGGCGGUAGCCUUGCUCAGUUCUGGACCAAAUUGAAGGCAUUGCAACCAGUCUAUGAACGCGUGUUGGCCUUCCCGGAGUCAAAGCGCAUAAUUGCACAACUCGAACAGAAUGGUGUGAAUUUCGCACAAGUGGAUCAAUUUAUUCGUUCUUUAUUCGAUUGGUACAAUUUAACUUCGGUCGAUGUGAAUGCUCAGGGUGUGGGUGCUGUCAACGCACCAAUUGCUUCACCGGCCGUCAACAGUAUUGCGGCGUAACGUUUGUCAAGCUUUGUGGUUUAGGAAAUUUGAAAGACGCGUCACGGAUGCGAAAGCAGAAUUGCUUUUCUAAUAUCACGAAAAUUAUUUAUUUAUGCUACUUUUUAAAGGUAAAGUGAUUUUGAAUUUCAACUACUUUAAUUCCAAUAAAAAUUAUUGAGUAUG
This is a messenger RNA of Anastrepha obliqua, 965 nucleotides long. RefSeq lists its product as uncharacterized. Lineage: Eukaryota; Metazoa; Arthropoda; Insecta; Diptera; Tephritidae. The transcript has a single exon. The record is from RefSeq and is a predicted model, not a curated record. The coding region runs from base 63 to 800 and encodes 245 amino acids.